AGGGCUGCACUUCCCAAGGGGCUGGCGCUUUCACAGCAUCAUCAGACAGGCUCCAGCCCCUCUGCAAUCCCGCCACUCAUGGAGAAUCACGAGCGCUGGCAAUGCGGAGUAGCAGGACAAUCUGAUCUAAGAAUCCUUCUUGUUGGUAAAACUGGAGCUGGAAAAAGUGCAACAGGAAACAUGAUUCUUGGUGCUGAAAAAUUUCUUUCGGAUAUCUCACCCUCUUCAAUUACGCAGGAUUGUGAGAGACAGGAAGCAGUUGUUAAUGAGAGGAAAAUUACAGUGGUUGAUAGUCCUGGCCUUUUUGACAGUAAAAAAAGUAACGAAGAGACUUGCCAAAAAAUACGUGAGUCUGUUAAACACCUCUCUCCAGGAUUCCAUGCCAUUAUUCAUGUCAUACAGCUGGGUCGUUUCACCCAAGAAGAAAAGGACGUGGUGAAGGAGAUACAAAGGGUUUUCAACUUUAAAGCAAAGAAAUACAUGAUCAUCCUGUUCACCCGAAAACAAGAUUUAAGGAACAAAACACUGGACGAGUUCUUAUCAGCGGGUGACAAAGAUCUUCAAAGUCUGAUACAGACUUGUGGAAACCGACGCUUGGCUUUCAACAAUAAAGCCGAAGGAACAGAAAAGUCUGCUCAGGUUUCUCAAUUGCUUGAAAUGAUUGAUGAGAUGGUGUGUGGAAACUGUGAAUGGCCCUGUUAUACUAAAAAAAUGUUUGAGAAUGACAGGUCAUCUCUCCAAAGUUUUUGUUCUAUACUCUAAUUGAUUACAAUCAGCCGAGACAGGGGUUUAUUGUAGUUUUUACCAUUUUAAAAUGAGGUUUGGAACACUUGUUUAAUGUUAAGGCUUUUAUUGGUAUAAAAAUCUU
Messenger RNA from Chelonoidis abingdonii (Abingdon island giant tortoise), 868 nucleotides. NCBI's taxonomy places the organism in Eukaryota, Metazoa, Chordata, Testudines, Testudinidae. The record is from RefSeq and is a predicted model, not a curated record.